AUGUGUAUCAGAAUGUAAAAAGUGCUAUUUUGAUAAACAUGAUAUUAGUAGCCACUUAUAUAGCCCAUAUGAAUUUGUCUCUAUUCAUAGAUGUCACCCUAAUAAAGUCAAUAUAGAAUCAAUAUUUCGUUUCACUUCAGUUUGACAUUUAGAAAGUAUCCUUGAAAUUUCAAAAAUUUCAAAAUGGAACUCGACACUCCUGUGCUUAUUUUCGGACUGGUGGAUGGAACUACGUUACUCUUUCUUACUGUUUAUUUCGUGAUAACACUUUCUGACUUGGAAUGUGACUACCUUAAUGCCAGGUCAUGCUGCGAGAAACUAAAUAUGUGGGUUUUGCCAGAGAUUGUAGCCCAUAGUUUAAUAACAGUUUUACUGCUUCUCUCACUACAUUGGGUGCUCUUCUUGCUGAAUCUUCCCUUAGCUGUAUUCCAAAUUAACAAAUACCUAAGCAAGCCAUCAGGAAGUAUUGGUGUUUAUGACCCCACAGAAAUACACAAUCGACAGCUAUUGAAAAGUUAUAUGAAAGAAAGUAUGGUGAAGUUAGGGUUCCAUCUUGUCUUCUUCUUCAUAUAUCUGUACAGUAUGAUCCUGGCUCUAGUAGGAGACUAA
Messenger RNA from Owenia fusiformis, 609 nucleotides. The record is from the annotation of a GenBank genome assembly. Lineage: Eukaryota; Metazoa; Annelida; Polychaeta; Sabellida; Oweniidae.